Molecule: messenger RNA, 5868 nt
Organism: Cydia pomonella (codling moth)
Lineage: Eukaryota; Metazoa; Arthropoda; Insecta; Lepidoptera; Tortricidae
Exons: 2
Coding region: 304-5649 (1781 amino acids)
Biological process (GO): DNA integration
Molecular function (GO): nucleic acid binding
Source: RefSeq, a predicted model, not a curated record
AACCACCGAAUCCUGCACAUAAUUUGGUCCUUCGAGCCGGAUACUGCAAGAGAAGUCAGCUCGUCAGGAAGACGAAAUACCCUUGCGAGAUGACACCAGCACCUCAGCAGCGUCUGCAGCAGUGAACGGUCAGGUCUACCAAUCCCGUCUAUUCCUUUCCUAGUCGAAUUGUGUUAAAACCGAGUUUUUUUGUGCAUUCCAGUGCCGCUCGUUACGCAAGUCACGCAGCAGCAGUUUGUGAUCUACCGUACCCGUUUGGAAUUUAUGCACGUGAGUAGUUCCAAUUUCUCUUAAUCUUUCAAAAUGGGUGAGGGGGAUGAAGCUGGUGCUAAAUUGACUAUUCCUUCUGGAUCAGGGUCACCUAGAAAAAGUCAGGCAACAAUUUCAGAGCUCCGCAAACAAAGGGGUAACUUGAAAGGCCGGCUUACGCAAUUCAAAAAAUUCGUUGAUUCUCUUUUAUCGGUGACUCCUUCCAAAGUACAAAUUGCAGAAUUAAAAUUACGCAUGCAAGCAUCUACAGAGACUUUUAAAAAUUUUAAUGACAUUGAAAGCCAAAUUGAACUUUGCUCUCCAGGAACAGAAAUGUCUGCCAAUUCCGAAUACGUAGAAACUCUUGAGGACUUAUAUUUCGGUACUAUGGCUAGUGCUAAUUGUUUAAUCGAUGGUGUGGAGACAAAUAACGUUAAUAUCUCAAGUUGUGAUCAUGCCGUGAACAAACCGUUUUCAAAAUUUAAACUACCCGAAAUUAAAUUGCCCUCAUUUGAUGGUUCGUAUGAUCGUUGGCUCGAAUUUAAACAUUCUUAUGAAACCAUGAUCCAUAAACAUUCCGAUCUCGACGCGAUUCAAAAGUUUCAUUACCUUCGAUCAUCACUAAGUGGUAGUGCAUUACAAGUAAUUAGUGCGUUAGAAUUCACGGCUGCCAACUACAUUCAAGCAUGGGAAUUGCUUGAAAUUCGCUUUCAUAACCCUAGGCUUUUAGUACAUAAUCACAUAAAAUCCUUGUUCAAUAUUUCAGCCUUGAAACAAGAAUCUUCGACUCAAAUACGUAGACUGAUAGACACCGUGUUACGUAAUUUACGCGCUUUAAAAACGUUAGAGGAACCUACCGACUCGUGGGAUACGUUAAUUAUUCAUUUAAUUGUGUCAAAACUCGAUACGACCACGGAGCGUAAGUGGGAAUCUCACAUAGGGUCUAUCUCGGAUAAGUCAAUCAAUAAUGAGUCUAAGAAAGUUAAGCUGGAAGAUCUCUUAUCGUUUCUCAGAAACCGGGCGGAUACGUUAGAAAUGAUAAACUCUAAUCAUUCCAAGGCACCGACCGCGGUUAGUACUAAGCCUAAUUACACGUCAAAUAAACCUACGCAAGUAGUUAGCUGUGUCUCUGCUAGUGUUAAUGCUAAUAAAUCGAAGCCUUUCAAUAAUAAACGUUUCCGAAACUGCGCGAUGUGUAACGAGAAUCAUGCACUUUAUACGUGUGCUAAGUUUUUAAAUUUAUCUGUCCAAGAUAGGUUAAACUUAAUUCAAAAUAAAAACCUGUGUAAUAACUGUUUACGCGAAGGGCAUUCCUUAAAUGAAUGUAUAUUCGGUCCGUGUAAACAGUGUCAACAAAAACAUAAUAGUUUAUUGCAUAUGGAUAAUACUCGCAAUGAUAGUGUGCCGUCGAGUGCGCCUGCACACAGCGCGCCGUUAUCAGUGCCGAGUACAUCUAGCUGCUUUGUAUCCGCUGACCGCGCGCCUAUAGCCGAGUGCGAAGGUGGCGCGGAAAGUACCCGGUUCGUUCCCAGGCGAGGCUUACUUCCUACUGCGUUAAUUGAAGUAGCCGAUGCGAACAAUCAAUUCCAUACGUGUCGUGCGUUUUUAGACAAUGGGAGUGAACAUUGCUUUAUAACGGAAGAGUUACGUAAUCGAUUAAACGUUAAAAAUUUACAGUCCACUAUUCAGAUCUCGGGUGUAGCAGAAAUAGUUACACAGACAAAUCAGUCAUGCGAUGUAACUAUACGAUCUAAACAAUCAGAUUAUUCUAUGUCAAUAACGUGCUUUGUCUUGCCGCGCAUAACGUCCAGUUUGCCCUCGACUCACAUAGACUUAGAUAGUAUACGUAUUCCUGAUAACAUUCAGUUAGCAGAUCCCGAUUUUAACGUGCCUUCUGAAAUCGAUAUACUUAUCGGUUCAGAAAUAUUUUGGGACCUUUUAGACGGUGAAAAGAUUCGAUUACCAACAGGGCCGUACUUAAUAAAUUCGAAAUUAGGCUGGUUGGUAUCUGGUCCAAUUAAUACACGGAACUUGCGCAUUAAUAAUCAAGUCCAUUGUUAUUUUACUCAAUCGAUUGACUCUCAACUUAGAAAGUUUUGGGAGAUCGAGGAUAUCCCUCAGGUAGAUAGUAUUCUUACAGCUGACGAGCAGAAAUGUGAGGAUAUUUUUACCGAUACGACUAAACGUGAAGAGGACGGUCGGUUCUCCGUCCGAAUGCCGCUAAGAGAAUCAGCUGAUACGUUGGGCGAUUCUUAUACGUUAGCGAAAAAUCGAUUUUUAUCCUUAGAACGUAAAUUAGAGCGUUUGCCGGAAUAUAAACGUUUAUAUUGUGAUUUCAUGCGGGAAUACGAAAAGAUGGGUCACAUGACUCGUGUUACCGACUAUGGUACUCCGAAUUACUUCCAUCCUCAUCAUGGAAUAUUUAGGGAGGGGAGCACCACCACUAAAUUGCGCGUUGUAUAUAGUGGCGCUGCUCCCACCACCACGAAUAAAUCGUUGAAUAGCAUUCAGCUGCCGGGUCCAGCACUUCAAAACGAUAUAUUUGCUAUUUUGCUACGUUUCCGUCAAUACAAGUACGUUGCUUGUGCUGAUGUGGAGAAAAUGUUUCGGCAGGUUUUGAUCCAACCAGAUCAGAGAUCCUUGCAAAUGAUCCUCUGGCGUGAAAACCCUACUGAUCCAUUACACGUUUAUGAACUCAAUACGGUUACAUAUGGGCAAACUAGUGCGCCAUAUUUAAGUCAACGUUGUAUACGACAGUUAGCGUUGGAGUGUGGUGAUGACGUCAUCGCGCGCGUUAUCAACCAAGAUAUAUUCGUAGACGAUUUAAUUACGGGAGAUGAUAAUUUCCAAAACUUACUUGACAUAUGUCAAAAAACGUAUGACGUUUUGCAAUCAGGAUGCUUUCCUUUACGUAAAUGGACCUUUAAUUGUGACGUUACACAAGAAGAGUCCAAGGAACAUUUUGUUGGUGAGCACACCCAGAACAAAACGCUCGGAGUAGGUUGGGACAAUAAACGCGAUGAAUUGUAUUACACUACAAAAAUCGAUCCUUUGCCUAAUUCGUCGUACUUAAAUAAACGAAUGAUGUUAUCGAUUAUUUCACAGAUUUACGAUCCGUUAGGUCUUCUUUCUCCUGCGGUGAUAAUUUCCAAAAUUUUGCUUCAAAAAUUAUGGUUAAGUCGUAUCGAUUGGGACACUCCGGUUCCAGAAGACAUUAAAUCGAUGUGGAAUAAUUUCAUAAAUACAUUAAGCCGUUUAAACGAUUUACGGAUUCCGCGUCAUGUAAGGGGUGUACACACUGGACAUACGGAAUUGCAUAUUUUUUCUGAUGCAUCGUUGCAUGCUUACGGCGCGUGCGCUUAUAUUCGGACAUAUGAUGAAGGGUCAGAUGUAACUGUCAGACUAUUGUGUGCUAAAAGUAAAGUCUCACCCCUGAAGUCUCUGACUAUCCCGAAACUUGAACUUUCAGGCGCACUCGUUGCUGCUAAGCUUUAUAAGAAAAUAACUGAUUCCUUAAGGUUAGUGUUUAAUAAAGUUUACUUCUGGUGUGACUCGACUAUAGUAAUUUCGUGGCUAGGUAUGUCUCCGCAUCUAUUGAAGCCUUUCGUUCAAAAUCGGGUUACACAAAUAAACGAACUUACCGGUAAUGCUACAUGGUUUCAUGUGAGAAGCGAAGACAACCCUAGUGAUUUAUUGUUUAGAGGCGUUACUUUAGAUAAUUUAAUUGAUUGUAAUUUAUGGUGGUUCGGACCAUCAUUCUUGCAUGACCCGAAAUCGGAUUUUAUUAGUGACAAUACGAGUAAAAUUACGGCAAUCGAAGAUUUACCCGAGUUACGAUCGACCGCGGUAAGUUUAGUUUGCAAUCAGCAAGAUGAACUAUUUAAUUUCGAUAGAUGUUCAUCUUACAUUAAAUUAAUUAGGAUCGGCGCGUAUGUACUCCGCUUUAUAUUAAACUCACGCACUAACUCUGAGCGUAAACAACUCCGCCAAACCGGUUCAUUAUCGGUGGACGAGUUGGAUGCAUCACGUCGUAUGCUAGUUAGAUUCGCACAAAUGCAAUCAUUUCCGGACGUCUACGAUAGUUUACUUAAAAAUAAACCGAUUAAGACGAAUUGUAAACAAUAUAAUCGUAUAUCCGGUCUUAACGUGUUUUUAGACGAUCGUAAUAAGUUUAAAGUGAUUAGAGUCGGUGGUAGAUUGUGUAAUUCUACAAGUUUCGAUUACAACAAAAAACAUCCCGUGUUAUUGUGCAGUAAACAUAAGUUAACGGUGUUGUUAUUCAAAGAUGAACACAAGCGGCUGCUACAUGCCGGACCGCAGCUACUCUUAUCUACUUUGCGUGAAUGUUGGUGGCCUUUAGGUGCGCGAAAUUUGGCAAGGAAAAUAGUGCGAGAAUGCGUUACCUGUAUUCGAAUGAAAGGUAAAGUACUUAGUCCUAUCAUGGGUAAUGUUAUUUUGGAUCGUUUAGAGCCUGGUUUCCCGUUCAUUCGUACAGCCGUUGAUUACGGCGGGCCAAUUUUCAUACUUAAUCGAAAGGGGAGAGGAGCUCAGCUUAUUAAAUCGUAUAUUUGUUUGUUCAUAUGUAUGGUCACACGAGCCAUUCAUUUGGAACUUGUUACGAGUCUCUCCACUGAUGAUUAUUUAUUAGCGCUUAAACGUUUUAUUAGUAGACGAGGAAAGCCUCAUAUAAUUUAUUCAGAUAAUGGAAAAUGUUUUGUUGGAGCCGAAAAGGAAUUUCCCACAUUUCUAAAAAAUAGUUCGAAGGAAAUAGUCGAUUUUGCUGCCAAUGAUGGCAUUAAAUUCAGUUUCAUUCCUCCUUAUUCUCCCCAUUUUGGCGGAUUGUGGGAGGCUGGAAUAAAAGCGUGCAAAUUUCAUUUAAAACGGGUAGUAGGUAAUGCUAGGUUAACUUACCAGGAAUUCAGCUCGGUUUUGACACAGGCCGAAGCCAUCCUGAAUUCCCGGCCCAUGUCACCUAUGUCCACAGAUCCUACUGAUCUAUCCCCGCUCACGCCUGCCCACUUCCUAAUUGGUCGGCCGUUGACCUGCCCUGCGAGCGAGGACCUUACGGAUGUGCAGCCUUCCCGCCUGUCUCGCUACGCCAGGAUCGAAGCCCUACGUCAACACUUCUGGCGUCGUUGGGCCAAGGAGUACGUUGCAGAGCUCCAGCGACGAACCAAAUGGAAGACAAAGAAGGACGACAUAUCGUUAAACAGUCUCGUUUUAAUCAAAGACGAUAACCUGCCUCCUCUCAAUUGGCGGCUAGGCCGAGUCACGCGCCUAUACCCUGGGAGCGAUGGCGUAAACCGUGUCGCCGACAUCCUCACGGCGACAGGAACAAUUCGACGCAGCUUUUCAAAGAUCUGCCCGCUACUACCAGAGCCGGCAGACCACGACGUAUGAUGACUACUUUGGGAGUUGGUGCUCCCAAGGCCGGGGGCAUGUUCGCGCAUCUAGUACUACUAGUGACAUCUAGCGGCACUGCGGCGACAAUUCCUGUACCGCCCCUCUCCGCGCUCAUCUUUCUGGAUUCAUUCGACUCCAUAUACGGCACGAUAAACACCUUGUUCGUUACAUGUAAUAUUUAAGCGUAUAUAAAGCCAUUUAUAGAAAUAAACUAAA